UCUGCAAGAGAGUCAGCCAUGGCCGCCGAACAGCCGUCGAAGCUCCAAACCCGGAUCGACAUCCCCCCUCCUCCUCCUCCGCCACUCCCGCCGUGCUCCGCCGACGAAUCCCUGACCACCGACACCCUCCGUGAGCAGAGGCUCUCCUUCUUCGCCUCCCGCUACACUCGACGCUGCCGCCGCCGCCGGAGCGACACGUGGAUCAUCUCGCUCUUCGUCAUACUACAUGUCCUGGCCUUCGCGCUGACCAUGGGGGUGAACGACUGCUGGCGCAAGUCUCACCACGACUGCGCUCUCGGAGCCUUUGGGCGGUUCUCGUUUCAGCCGCUCCGGGAAAACCCUCUCCUCGGUCCUUCGGCUUCCACGCUUGAUGAAGUAGGAGCUCUUCGCCGCACUUUUUUGACAGAAAAUCACAAAACUUGGCGCCUCUUCACAUUUCCCUGUCUGCAUGCUGGAUUCAUCCACCUUGUGAUCAACCUUUACAGUGUUGUCUUUAUUGGAAUUCACUUGGAGAAAGAGUUUGGACCAUUAAUUGCAGGGUUAAUCUAUCUACUGUCUGCAUUCAAUGGUACAUUGGUGGCUGCACUUUUUGUUGAGAGACACCCAGCUGUGGGUUCUUCGGGUGCUCUAUAUGGAUUACUAGGAGCUACACUUUCUGCUCUGAUUCAGAACUGGGACCUAUACACCAACAAGUUCACAGCUCUUGCAUCUGUUUUACUUGUCGCCAUUGGAAAUUUCCUACUUGGUUUGCUACCUUAUGUGGAUAACUUUUCAAACUUCGGAGGUUUUGUAUCAGGGUUCCUACUUGGAUCUGUGCUUUUAUCCAGUCCUCAAGUCAGAGAAGAGGUGCAAGCAAAAGGAGGCUUCUUGGACAAUGAUCUUAAAAGCUCUAUCAAAGCGAAGUUGGGGCAGAAGCUGGAUAGACCAGUCUACAGAAGUGUCUGUCUUUUUCUGUUUGUACUUAUGCUUUCUGGGUGUCUUAUAGCAGUUUUGCAGGGCGUCAACAUGAAUCAGUACUGCACAUGGUGUCGGUAUGUUGACUGUGUGCCUUCCAAAAGAUGGAGUUGCAGUGAAAUGGAAGCUGUUUGUGAGACCAUGGUGAGCAAUGAACAUAUGACUUUGACCUGUAUGAGUAAUGGGAACUACAAGGUUCUUCCUUACACCAACAUUUCUCAAGCUAGGAUGAAUGACUUGUGCAGCAUGAUAUGUUCAUAGACAGUGAUACUUCUCAAGAUCAUGAAUGCUAACGCUUUUGUUAUCAACUCUGUUGAUAGCUGUUUAAAUGUAGAAAAGUUGUGCAGUUUAUGCU
Argentina anserina (silverweed cinquefoil) is the source of this 1309-nucleotide messenger RNA. RefSeq names its product RHOMBOID-like protein 8. The record is from RefSeq and is a predicted model, not a curated record. Gene Ontology annotation, cellular component: membrane. Lineage: Eukaryota; Viridiplantae; Streptophyta; Magnoliopsida; Rosales; Rosaceae. Gene Ontology annotation, biological process: proteolysis. Gene Ontology annotation, molecular function: serine-type endopeptidase activity. Bases 19 to 1215 code for a protein of 398 amino acids. The transcript has 6 exons.